Arabidopsis arenosa is the source of this 1383-nucleotide messenger RNA. NCBI's taxonomy places the organism in Eukaryota, Viridiplantae, Streptophyta, Magnoliopsida, Brassicales, Brassicaceae. The record is from the annotation of a GenBank genome assembly.
GAAACUCUUUCUCUCUGAGUUUUUCUUCUUCGUUUUCCAAUCGAUCCAUAGAUAGAGAUAGAGAAAGAUGUCAGCUUUAGCUUGUAAUUCGUGUAACAAAGAGUUCGAAGAUGACGCUGAGCAAAAGUUUCACUACAAAUCCGAAUGGCACCGUUACAAUCUCAAGCGCAAGAUAGCUGGUGUUCCUGGAGUAACAGAGGCAUUAUUUGAAGCUAGACAAGCUGCUAUAGCUCAAGAGAAGGUUAAAGCUGUUGAAGCACCAAUGCUUUAUACUUGUGGAAUCUGUAAUAAAGGUUACAGGAGUUCCAAGGCUCAUGAGCAGCAUUUGAAGUCGAAGAGUCAUGUGUUAAAGGCUUCGACGAGUAACGGAGAGCAGGAUAAAGCGAUUAUUAAGCAGCUUCCUCCUCGUCGUGUUGAGAAGAAUAACACUGCUCAAUUGAAGGGUUCGAUUGAGGAAGAGAGUGAAGAGAGUGAAGAUGAAUGGACUGAGGUUGAUUCGGAUGAGGAUUUGGAUGCGGAUAUGAAUGAGGAUGGUGAAGAGGAAGAUAUGGAUGAGGAUGGUAUUGAGUUUGAAUUGGAUCCGUGUUGUUGUUUGAUGUGUGAUAAGAAGCAUAAGACGAUAGAGAAAUGUAUGGUUCAUAUGCAUAAGUUCCAUGGGUUUUUCAUUCCUGAUAUCGAGUACUUGAAGGAUCCUAAAGGGUUUUUAACUUACCUCGGUCUAAAGGUCAAGAGAGACUUUGUGUGUUUGUACUGCAAUGAAUUGUGCCAUCCAUUUAGCAGUUUGGAAGCUGUUCGAAAGCAUAUGGACGCCAAGGGUCAUUGCAAAGUGCAUUAUGGUGAUGGUGAUGAUGAAGAAGAUGCAGAACUUGAUGAGUUCUACGACUACAGCAGCAGCUAUGCCAUUGGAGACGAAAAUCAGAUGGUUGUGUCUGGUCAGUCUGUGAACACUGUAGAGCUUUUUGGUGGGUCUGAGCUUGUGAUCACCAAGAGAACCGAUAACAAAGUAACGUCUAGGACUCUUGGGUCUCGUGAAUUCAUGCGCUACUACAAACAGAAGCCACCACCAUCUUCUCAGAAGCAUAUUGUCAACUCUCUAACCUCCAGGUACAAGAUGAUGGGUCUAGCAACAGUGCAGUCGAAGGAGGACAUAGUGAGGAUGAAGGUGAUGAGAGAGAUGAACAAAAGAGGAGCGAAAAGCAGUGUUAGGCUCGGAAUGAAGAGCAACGUCAUCAGAAAUCUGCCCAACAACGUCACUUAUUAGUCUUGCUCCUCGAUUUUCAGGUCUCUCCUCUUUGUUUGAUUUUAUGAUUCUUCAUUGUAUCGUAGGGUCACAAACCAAAGUUUUGUGGAGCUUGUGUUGGUGAGUAAAUCCAAAACCUUAUC